Molecule: messenger RNA, 9720 nt
Organism: Protopterus annectens (West African lungfish)
Lineage: Eukaryota; Metazoa; Chordata; Ceratodontiformes; Protopteridae
Product: E3 ubiquitin-protein ligase TRIM71-like
Exons: 4
Coding region: 193-2208 (671 amino acids)
Biological process (GO): proteasome-mediated ubiquitin-dependent protein catabolic process; protein polyubiquitination
Molecular function (GO): zinc ion binding; ubiquitin protein ligase activity; protein binding
Source: RefSeq, a predicted model, not a curated record
ACCAUCAUUCACGUUCCGCUCGUUGAGCUGGUUUUUCCCUUGCAACCAGCACGAGGCGGGCACACGAGUCGUGACGCAGCGCGCGUGGGGACUGUUCUCGGGUGCGGGCGCUCUGUGGGUAUUGUUACUGGGUUGCACAGUGGCGUGAGGCAGAGAGCGAGACGUACUUGUUGGUAGUUGCAGAGUUACUUGAUGGCGUCGCCUCUUGGGGAGCAGGGGUGCUGCACUCCUUCGCAUUGUGACGGAGUUGUGGCCCCCGAAUUGCUGUUAGAAGAGGAGGAACAGGGAGCCACAGCUAUGGCUGGGGAGCGGGACACGUUGUCGCCCAUGCAAGGCUCACCAGCGAAUACUUCAGCAUGGGGUGACUUUCUUCACCGCGGGCCCCAGAAGCCGGGUCCCCCGGGGCUACCUCCCCCUCCGGACACGCAACGCUUUUGCUGUGGCCGUCGUACUCGGGUGAUGGGGCUGUAUUGUCAUACCUGUGCAGUACCUGUCUGCAGCGAAUGCACAUUGGACAAGCACACUGGACAUAGUUUUGGGCACUUACAAGAUGCUGUUGAAGACUCCAAGGUAGUCGCCCUGCAGUUACUUGCCAAGGCUUUUGAAGGACACCAAGCAAUCAAGAAGAAUAUAGCCGAGGUGCUGACUGUCGCAGAAAACAUUGAACUUAAGGUGCAUCUCACUCACAGUAAAGUCCGAGCACUAAUAGCAGCGCAUAAAAAAGCGCUGGAAGAGCGGGAAAUCGAGCUACUGAGCAAGGUUGAGAAGAUCCGGCAGGUGAAAACAAAGAGCUUGCAGUUUCAAGUUAGUGCCUUGAUAGAGAAUCUAGCCAAACUGGAGACUGCCAUUCAGUGUGUCAACAAGGUUAGGAUAGAUGGGCAGACAUUACCUGCGGUCAAGAAACGUUUGUUGGCCCAGCUUCAUCAAGAGAUAGUUAAACUCUGCAGACAUUCGCAACCUCAUGAAGAUGAUACCGUUUUUUUGAUGCCUCAGGACACCUUGCUUAGCAAAGCCAUCCAGUCACUAGGUGGUGUUAGCAGUAGUGCAUAUGGGCCACUGUCCACUACAACAUGGGAUGCCCUGAAGUGGGCAGUAUGUGGCAGAGUAAUGACUUUCACUGUCAUUGCUAGAGACCAUUCUGGAGAUCUGUGUUCUGCUGGUGGGGACAUUGUCACUGCUAUUGUCAAGUCACGUCAAGGAUGUUUUCUCAUGGCUAAUGUCCGUGAUCACCAUAAUGGAACGUACACAGUGGCAUUCUGUCCACAACAAGAGGAGGAUCACACCAUUUCAGUUAUGAUAAACAACCAGCACAUUCAGCAGAGCCCAUUUCAGAUUACAGUGCGAUCCAGACGCAGUUAUUCCAACAUUGGAAUUCCUGUUAAUAUGUUUGGAGAGAGAGGUGAUGCAGAUGGACAGCUUUGUAGACCUUGGGGAGUUUGUGUCACCAAAGAUGGUUUCAUUAUUGUAGCAGACCGAAGUAACAAUCGCAUUCAAGUUUUUACACCAGGUGGGGUAUUUCUUUAUAAGUUUGGAUCUCAAGGGUCCCUACCUGGUAAGUUUGAUUGUCCUUCAGGAGUGACCUGUGAUAAAAACAACAAAAUUAUAGUGGCUGAUAAAGGUAACCAUCGCAUUCAAAUUUUCUCAUUUGAUGGCAUUUUUCUCCUAAAAUUUGGAGGAAAGGGUAAUAAAACUGGGCGGUUCAACUGUCCGUGGGAUGUUGCAGUGAGUUCUGAAAAUAAGAUUGCUGUCUCAGAUACCCAUAAUCAUAGGGUCCAGCUCUUCAGUUAUGAUGGGCAGUUUCUAAGCAGCUAUGGAUUUGAAGGUGCACCUCAGAUGCACAUGGCCUCUCCCCGAGGUGUGACCUUUGACCGUGAAGAUCGCCUAAUAGUUGCAGACUUCAACAAUCAUCAUUUGGUGGUAUUUCAUGGUGAUUUUAACUCCCCCCAGUUCUUGGGUUCUGAUAGUGUGCUUGAUAAACAUUUUCUGUGUCCACAAGGGGUAGCAGUGGACCAGGAAGGGAGAAUCAUUGUGGCAAAUUCCCAUAGUCAUCACAUCCAGAUUUUUGAACCUAGUGGACACUUUUUGUGUAAGUUUGGGAGUUUUGGUUCAGGUGUUGGUCAAAUGGAUCGCCCUUCAGGGUUGGCUGUCACACCAGAUGGGCUGAUCGUGGUCAUAGAUUUUGGAAACCACCGUGUCCUGUUAUUUUAAGCUGCUUGUUUUCAAAAGGAAGACAUUUGUAUUAUUAUUAUUAUUAUUAUUAUUAUUAUUAUUAUUAUUCAUUUAUUUAUUAUUUGUGUGUUUGUGUUUUGUUUUUGAAAAGUCCAAAAAGUUCUGGUUUGUCUACCUCAUUUUUAUAAACUCUUAACAUUUCCAGAAGUAUUCAGGCCUGCCUCACUGCUCACUGUCCUUUGCAAAAAUUCUUUGAAUGUUGUGUUCACGUGCAUAUCUGUUAGGUUACUACUGUUUGGUGAAUUUGUCCUUUCACUACUCAACUUGAUAUUCUUUGACCUUCUGCUUAUUCAUGGCUGCUAAAAGUUAGAGUGCGAUCUUUAUUCCCUAAACAAUUGAAGAUUCUCCUGUCUGAUGGUUGUUAAUUCAUACAGAUGCUCUCUUUGUUGUUUCAGUGCCUCAUUAUUGAAGCUGGUUAACAAAUCAAGCCAACUGUAAUUGGCUUGCACAGUGUGUGUGUGUGUGUGUGUGUGUGUGUGUGUGUGUGUGUGUGUGUUUGUGUGUGUGUGUGUGUGUUAUCCUAGUCUUAAGUUCCAUGAAAUUUAUUUUUAACUUGCUUGGAAUGUUGGCAUUAUAGUAACUAAACAUUUUGACUUGCAUUCAUUGUUAGUCACAAAUAAGCUUACUCAGCAGAAGUAGCAGGUUUCGUUGUGAUAGUGGCCAUUUGUGGAAAGUUAUAUCUGCUUAAUAAUGAAUCCAUAUUGAGAGGGUGUGACUUUUGGAUUUUUUCCAUUUUGUGGUGUAUGUACAUUUUAUCAGUGCCCCUCUGAUAGUACUUAUGACAUACCGACUGUAGAGUUUUAUCCUGUGUUUUCAGUUGCAGACAUUUUUAAAUAUAGUUUGUUGGGUUUAAAAUGCACAGCUUCUGUUUAUGGAUCUGUUUAAAACACUGGCUAAGCAGAAUUAUGUUUGUUCUGGCAGACAUUGUUUAUAGCACAUUUGUUGUGGGGGGGGGGGGGUAUUGCAGCACGGUCAGUGAUAUUUUACUUGUACUUCGUGCUGUACUCCAGGUUGGCUGAUGGGGCAUUCUUCUGUUGUUUUAAUUUCUUGUUGAAUUGUAAAGUCCUGUUUUUGCACUGAAGAAUUUAUCGCCUUUUACAGCGUAUUGAUGCAUCAGCAAACUGAUAUCUGAGCAGGCAUUUACAAUCCAUACCCCUGAUGAAGCAGGCAUUUACAGUCCAUACCCCUGAUGAAGCAGGCAUUUAAAAUCCACACCCCUGACGGAGCAGGCAUUUAAAAUCCAUACCCCUGACUGAGUUGGCAUUUAAAAUCCAUACUCCUGAUGAGAUAAUUGCUCACAAGGACUGUUUUUUGUCUCUGGGAUGAGGGCUCACUUAGCUCUUGAAGAGGUUAUUACUUAAUAUUUUAUUUCAGAAGUUAAGAAAGAGGAAGUUGGCUUCCCCUAGUGGGUGUUUAUCUGUGCCACAUUGAUUUUGCACAUUGCUGCCUUCUCAAAAAAAUGAAAAUUAGUUUAGUCAGGCUAUUUGUCCUUAAUUUAAAUGUAACGUCUGUGUGCUUUCUUGAGUCCUGUUGUGGGGGUAUAGCAUACUGUUUCAGUCCUUUCACUGGGGCACCACUUCAUUUUUUUAUGUCCUGCUGAAAGUUCAAGGCAAAGGUGAUAGUUAAUGAUUUAAGUGAUGUUUAGAUGUGUCCUGUAAACCCAAGUAGAGUGCAAAUUCACACCUCUUUGCACAGUUAAAGAAUGCUGCAGCCAUAGGGGCUGUGUUGUCAGCUGUAUGAAUGAUUUGUACAUAGCCAUUUCGCUCAUUCUUGUUGGGUAGGGGGCAUCUGUUGAAAAAUAUUGAAGUGCCAGCAGCGAUGUGUCAAUGUCCUCUUGUUUCAAACACAGAGAAGGUACUGCAUAAGCGAGGAACUUGAAGCAGCAGAGAGAAUCUGCAUGUUAGCAGGUCCCAUGGUCGCCUUCAGACUAACUUAGUAUUAUACCAUUUAUACAGGUCUGACACAUUUAAAAAAAAUCAAAGAUUGAUUGUUGGUUCUUUCUGUGUCCUCCUGAUGGUACAUAGCUGUUAUGAUUACACACACGCUAAGAAGCAGCUCAGUUUAUUUAUAGCUAGCAAGGAGAUGUUCAUUAAAAUUGUCCCCUGACCUUCACACUUCUCAGUUUAAAGAUCCAUCCAUUCCUUUUUACAGAGAAAAAGGAGGUGUGGAAUGUGCAUGCAGUGUGGCAUUAGGAGGUUUAUUGGAUGCUGCUACCCACCCUAGCCCCACAGUGGCAGAAAAGCAUUGCACAGUGCCCCCCCCCCUUCUGGUUUUCACUGCAGCUGCAAUCUUCUCACUAGCAUCUCCUGCCUAGAGUGCUCCGCAGUUCUUGGAAAGUUUGCAUCCCCCCUUCCCAAAUGUAGCAGGUGCCAUUUUUGGCCUUCCCCAAGUAACACGGUUGCAGUCCUGUGCCAGUCAACACAUUGCCCCAGAGUAGGUGAGCAAGCAGUGGGCAUUCAUUCCCCAUAUACCCCAGCUGGUCUGUCCACUGCCCAGGCCACAAGGAGGCAUAUUCAAGGCCAAAUCUAUGCAGGACCCAGCAUUUCUUUGGUUUAACUUCCUAGGUGGUUAAUGGAACCGUACUCAGUAAAACUGACUAGUAACAGUAUCCAGCCGUCUUUGUUAGAUGAGGCAUGGCCACUUGGAUAUUGAAAGAUGAGUCCCAUUGUAUUUUGCAGCUUUGUAGCAUUUGUUUGUGAUCUUCCUAAUAUCAGUGUGUGUGUAAGAGUGGAGUUUGUGUUUCUGUAGUCCUAAAAUUGUUUUAACAGUUGAUAUUGGCAAUGGACCAUUAGACCUCAUAUUUCCUAAAGCAUAAUCUGAUGUAUGAAAGGAAAGUCACACAUCUAUUGCUUGAUUGCUUUGAAUGUCCUGAUACUUAGCAUUUAUAUUGAUUUUACUUUGUCUGUUGUCUUCCAUGACACGAAUCAAAAGCUUUAAACUUACCUGUUCUUUUUUCUGCCUUUUGCUGUUUUUACAGCUUUGAUUGCACUGUGUCUGUUUGUAAAAUUACAAAACAUUUGGCAAGACAUUAGGAAAAUGAGCUGCAGUCGGACGUCUGGACUCUGCUGCACCUGAUUAUUCCUUUCAGUCGCUCUUCCUCUCCAUUUUUCUCAUGUAGAGAGCACUCUUCACCUUAGAGCUUUUCCUCAAGCGGUCAUGCUUUUGUAGUUUUAGGAAAGAAUUACUUUCUUCUUGACUAGAAUCUGAAGCAUCCUGUUGAUACAACUUUCCAAAGGACUGAAUGGAAUAUAUGACUCGUUUCACAGUUCUAGAAGCCAUUGAGUUUACCAUAGAAAUUGCACUUUUCGUUCUUGUCAUCAUACUUUUUCUUGCACAGCAACAGUGUUUUCUCACUUGUCAAAUAGAGAUACAAGAUGCCAGUUUCUAAAUCAUUCUACCUGAUACAUGAUUGGUUCGAUUCCUCUUUUUUUGUUUUUUUCCAUUUGGGCUUCAUGAACUCGUGCAUUAGUGUUUACUCCUAGUGUAAUUGUAGUGCCAUGUACUAGUAAUUGUGAAACGGGACAUAAGAGGCAAAGGGUCUUUUAGUAGAAACAUACUUGGCUACAACCCAGUAGCAAAUUUUAUUCAUUUUAUCUCCUUUGAAAGUCGAGGUCAGAGAGCCUUUUGUGCAUUGUUUUGUGCAAAGGAGGUAUUUUGUUGUGAGGUGGGUAUUGGAAGACUGCAUUCCUGAUCGGACAGUUUGAUAGAAAGUAAUGGAAUUAUACGUGGAAUCCCUGUUACUCGUUGCCCAAAACACACACACACACACACACACACACACACACACAUAUAUAUGUGUGUCUGUAUAAUGUUUCUGUUUGUCCUCAUGGUUUUCGCCAGCUGCCAUUAUAUGCUAAGGGCAACCUUUCUGCACACUUUACUUUUUACAUGUUUAUCACAGAGCACUUGGGUAAAUCACCCACAAAAGGUUUUAGAACAGCUUGAAUCUUUUAAAUUUUUUAAUCUGGUUUCUGUGCCCAGCUGAGGUUUGGGGCACACUACAGUGAGAGAAGUUCGCACACACUGCACUGUACUAUAGGUGUGAGUGGUCACCUUAGUAGUCCCUUAUCACAGCUUUUAUUGCUGAACAAGUAAACAGUUAUAUCAGAAGUAUUAGUUGGUAUAACACUGAAUUGGCACAAGUGUCUGUGUGUGUGUUGCGAGCGUACGGCUUCUGCUGUAUUGGUUUUGUUCAUAUAUUGCUCCUGGCUUUGUUCUCUUGACUAUAUUUACUUUGUUACUAAAUGUGUAUUUAUUUUCUAGACUGGAGAGGCAGCAAGAUGAGAUCUCCAAUAAGGUUUUUUCUGGCAGAAUAUACUAAACGUUGACAAUGAAAGUAAAAUAGGCAUAGCUAGUGUGUGUAAUGUGUUCAAAAUAUUAAAAUGCUGACUUCAUUCAGCUGUUAUGUUCUGGUUGAGGUUAAUGAUUUUGUAUCGACAUUUAACCAUUACGAAGUAAAAAUUUCAUAUCACAGUUUAAGUAUGCCGUAUGUUGCUGCUACUGUUUAGCAUUUAAAAAAGUUGUUUUGCUGUGCAGUAUCUCUGUAUUACUGGAUUUGUUAAUACAGGCAUUUGCCCUGUGGCCGUUUUGCGUUCUUGCAUUUAUUUUUUGCAGGCAAGUAAACUUCUUGUUGGAUAAGCUUAGUACUGUUCCCUACAUGCAGUUUUACAUGUUAAGGGCCUUGACUUGAGACAUUUUAUUUUGCAUUUCUAAAAAUAUGUUAGUUUUAAUAUGUUUUAAGUCCCAAGAAACCUGAGGAAGAAACUUCCAUCGUCUCUUACUGUUUACUUAAUGUUAGUGUCAGGUGUGAAAUCUAACUGGUUAAGGUUUUUUAUUAUCCAUUGUUUUGGAUGUUUUAUUGUCAAAAGUAUUAUGAAGAAAAUUUGUACAUGGCUCAACACAUUUCAUUGUGCAGAAUAUUAUUUUGGAGUUUUAUGUUUUUUCUUUAAUUCUCCGCUGCAGAUUUUAUGGAACUUCCAGUAACGUACAUAUUUUAUAGGUGCAAGUGGUUCGUUGUCCUGUAUAAAUUGAGAUGUAAAGGGUGAUAUGCUUAUACCCUUAGUCUUAUAAAAUAUUACAGUCAGAAUAGAAGGUUCACAGGUUCUGUGACUCUGAGGUUUGUAUAUGUGUCGUGCAGAAGAUUGAGUUUCUGGGUUUGAAAGGCACGGACUGAGUUCAUCUCUGUGUAAUGAUCUUGCUUUACAGAGAUGGAACUUGACUAAUACUAUAAAAGUAGAGAAGUGAUGUAGGGCAUGUCACAUCAUACACUGUGAGGUGUAUGGGGGUUGUGGGAUAUAUGACCAAACUUGAGUUGCUAAAGUAAAAUUGUUGAGAUUCUGGUUAUCCUAGAAAGAUGUUGAUAGCACAUCAGCUGGAUCAGGUAAUCAGGUUAUUGGCUCAGAUUCAGAAAGUACUUAAUUAUAAUAAAUGUGUUUGAUAACUGGGUGCACUUUGAUUUGAGUUAAUUAUAAUAAAUGUUUGAUAACUGGGUGCACUUUGAUUUGAGGGUGCACUUUGAUUUGAAUUUUGUCAUUUAUAGUCCUAGAAUGAGAUCUCGGUGGUUCCAGAUCAUUCAUUGUCAUUGUGAGUGGUCAUAUCAGUGGUUCUUUUAUAUUUUUACAAGGGUUAACAAUUGCCAGCAGUUGUCCUAACUAGACAGUUAUUAUUAAUGUCCAUACAGAAGUUUGGCAGAAGCCUUUACAUAGCUCUGUAUUUGUUGGACCACACAGGAUAUUGCACCAGAGGUCCUGCCUAUGACAGGUUGAUACAUUGUAGACAUUCCAGGGAAAUUGUAAUAGCUGGCACUCACUGAUGUGACACACUGUUGGGUUCCUGCCUUUGACUUUGGCACUCAGAGCAUCAGUCUUGGUAAUGUAGUCACUCUUAUUAUGUAUGUCCUCUGCAAGUUGUGUGGCAUAUGACCAUAUUCAGUUUUAAAGAGCUGGCAUGUAUUUCAGUUUGUAUUGGUUGGCAUGAUGACUUGGCAUUGUAUGUUUUUUUUUACGCAAGGAGUCCUACACUUUGGUGAGGUAGCGACAUAGUAGGCCUUUGGAGUGCUUUGUUUGCUGCUGUGUAGUGGUGGAUGAAACUGUACUAUGUGCAAGUUAUGUAGCAAAAUAACAUAGUGACUAGACCUUCCUGCAAUUCGGAUAGCUCUAAUGAUUCCUAAAUAACAUAGUGACUAGAACUUCUGUAAUUUGGAUAGCUCUAAUGAUUCCUAAAUAACAUAGUGACUAGACCUUCCUGCAAUUCAGAUAGUUCUAAGGAUUCCUAAAUAGCAUAGUGACUAGAACUUCUGUGAUUUGGCUAGCUCUAAGGAUUCCUAAAUAGCAUAGUGACUAGACCUUCCUGCAAUGCGGAUAGCUUUAAGGAUUCCUAAAUAGCAUAGUGACUAGAACUUCUGUGAUUCGGAUAGCUCUAAUGAUUCCUAAAUAACAUGGUGACUAGACUUUCUUGCAAUUCGGAUAGCUCUAAUGAUUCCUAAAUAACAUAGUAACUAGACCUUCCUGCAAUUCGGAUAGCUCUAAUGAUUCCUAAAUUAUAAAGUGACUAGAACUUCCUGCAAUUCGGAUUGCUCCAAUGAUUCCUAAAUAGCAUAGUGACUAGAACUUCCUGCAAUUCAGAUGGCUCUAAUGAUUCCUAAAUAGCAUAGUGACUAGAAAUGUUGUUAUUCGGAUAGUUCUAAUGAUUCCUAGAUAGCAUAGUGACUAGAACUUCUCAAUUCGUAUAGCUCUAAUGAUUUCUACUUUUAACCUUGGAAGUAAACCUCUGAAGUUCUGCUACUGCUACACUGAAUCAUUGAGAGCAAAGGCACCUGUGCAACUGCAAGGUGUUACUUUGACACAGGUAACUGUGCGUUAGCAAAGGUCAUAGUCUUCACGUGAUUCCAUUUUGUAAGGGGCUAUAGCUGCAUCUGAAUGCUCUUACCACUUUCUGUGGAGAAGCUUUAUCUUCUGUACUCAGUAGCAUUAGAUGUAGUUGAAUCGUAUUAACUUUAUCCUACUGGUUAGCUUCAGUUUAUUCUCUAAUACAUUCUUUCGUUUUACAAAGAUGUACAUUUUAUGUACCAGAGAAGCAGGCUGUAAAAUUGUGGCAAAACUCUCUAAGCAUUUUUUUUUGUUUUUUUUUUUUUACUGGAUUGCAAUUUGAUUUCUUUAUGCUGACUUUUACUUAAUGGUUAUUUCACAAUCAUGUUAUUUAGUUGUGUAUAUUUAUUGCUGUUGCUGAUAGCUUGCUGUUCACCAGUGGGUUUACUGUCUUUUAACUGAUAUCAGAUUGUGGAUUUGUAUGUUCAUCUUUUCCACUCUGAAUUUAUGACAAUCUGUUGGAUUUUGUACCUUUACCACUUGUACCUAAACACAGAUAUUGCAUUAAACUGACUGUAGUGUAUUGUUAUACAACUUUUAUAUGUUUAUUUUGCCUGUACUGAGUGAAAACUGAUUUCCUGAAACUUUGGUGCAGUUUGAUUUUAAAAUAAAAGAGUUCAUGGCA